Molecule: messenger RNA, 2275 nt
Organism: Pocillopora damicornis (cauliflower coral)
Lineage: Eukaryota; Metazoa; Cnidaria; Anthozoa; Scleractinia; Pocilloporidae
Product: sorting nexin-6
Molecular function (GO): phosphatidylinositol binding
Source: RefSeq, a predicted model, not a curated record
UUUCGCCAGUCACGUGACGAAAAGAGGACACUUGGCUCAGAUCAGCACCAACCAUGAUGGAUGCGUCGGAUAGCGCAGACAUGCUGGAAGAUGAAAAAACGCGGACUCAGUCGGUGGAUUUGAACACAGACACAUCCCUGGUGGUGGAUAUUUCAGACGCACUAAGUGAAAGAGAGCGUGUUAAGUUUACAGUUCAUACGAAGACCACGCUGCCUGUUUUCAAGGAGAGUGACUUUUCCGUGGUCAGGGAACACGAAGAGUUUGUUUGGUUACAUGACCGAUACGUCGAAAAUGAGGAAUAUGCGGGAAUCAUUAUUCCCCCAGCUCCUCCCAAACCAGAUUUUGAUGUUUCUCGUGAAAAGCUGCAGAAACUUGGAGAAGGUGAAAAUACUAUGACAAAGGAGGAGUUUCAAAAAAUGAAACAAGAACUUGAAGCAGAGUAUCUUGCCACUUUCAAGAAAACUGUAGCCAUGCACGAAGUAUUCCUGACUCGCUUAGCUGCUCAUCCUACUCUGAGAAAAGACAGCAACUUUAAUGUGUUUCUGGAAUUUAAAGGAGAGCUAAAUGUAAGAGGCAAAAACAAAAAGGAAAAACUUGGAGGACUCUUCAAAGGUCUGGCCAAAGGCGUUGAUGAAGUACUUUUGUCAUCACAAAAGGAUGUAGAUGAGUUUUUUGAGGGUGAGAAGAAAUUUUUAGUGGAAUAUAACAUGAAGUGUCUGAAUACUUUGAAAAAGCUCGCAAGUUGGAAGGCCGUGUUGCUUCUGACCAAGAUCUUAAAACAUCUGACUUGCUCAGAUAUUACGUGCGAGACACAGACGCUGCCAAGAACUUGCUCUACCGCAGGGCAAGAUGUUUAGCUGAUUAUGAAAAUGCUAACAAAGCCUUGGACAAAGCGAGGGUGAAGGGUAAAGAAAUUGCUGCUGCUGAAACUGCCCAACAAACUGCAAGUGAAAAAUUUGAACACAUUUCAGAAGUAGCCAAGCAAGAACUGACAGACUUCAAGACAAGAAGGGUUCAACAAUUCAGAAAGAAUAUGACUGAACGAGCAGAACUGGAACUCAAACAUGCUAAGGCCCAUAUGAAUCUCCUGAAGACAACAUUAGCACAACUAAAGGAAUUGUAGUCAAGUGCAGUCCAACGUCGAGAUAAUUCUAGGAACACUGUGAUAAUUUCUUUUUGUACUGAUAUAGAUUUGUGUCAAACUUCAAUUAGGCUCUUCCUUUCUUUUAGACUGAGAAGUAUAGUUUUGAACAAGUAGCAAACGUCCAAGAUAAAUGUAAUUUUAAAAGUUGAGUAAUAGUCAAUGAAUAUGUUAAAGUUUCCCUCAGUUUUAUUAAUUUCCUGUUCAUUUCUUGAACUGUUGCAGUUAAGGGCCCUGUCAUAUAAUACAGCGGUCAAACAUCGGGCAUGCGCGAAGGGAUCAUUUCUUGCCGCUUCAAUUUCCGCACCAAUUUCCCGCACAAAAUUUUCUAAAGAAAACAAACAGCUGCUUUCUCGAAAAUUAAGUGGAAGAAAAUUGAAGUGUUCAUAGAAAUCUGUAAAAGGAAUCAAAAGUAGGGAAAAAAAACUCGAGACUUCACGAACACAAAGCUUAUUCAAGUUCGGGUAUCCUGUUAAUUUUACCAUUCUUUUUUUUAGCUUUACCAAAAAAGUUACGCUUUUAAAACACCGUGGCUUACUGGCUUGUGUGGUUAUUUGUAAUUCGUGUGAGAGAACAUAGUUUUGACAGCCUGACAGCACGCCGCCUAGUCAUUACAACGUUCGCACAGUGCAGACGUGUGACCGCUGUGUUCUCUCAUAUACACCCUCUCACAAGGCUGGUUAGUGACACAAACUUUGUCCAUUUGGGGAAUUUUAUCCCGGUGGCCGAAAAAAGGGUAAUUCUUUCCAACCCAUCUUGCCAUACUUAGUUCGUCAAGUUGAACCUUUUUUUCCCUUUUGGUUCACGCGCUUUUUAAGGAAAGAGAAAUUGAAUGACUUGCAGGCUAGGGAGAUUUUAUCUUAGCUAUCAAAACUGCUAGCUGUUGGCUCAAACUAACGAGUUUUAUAUGCUAGCUAAGCUUGAAUUUUCACACGAGAAAGUUUGUGGCGCAGUCACAGGGUGCUAGUCUAUCAGACAGCAAUUUUUGAAGGCGGUCACUCAGCGCUAUCCCAUUUAUUUAAGGCUGUCAUUAUAGGACAUCAGAAAGGGCUGGAAGGUUAUUGCUUGUUUUGGGUUAAACUGACCUACCAGUCACGAAUUACCUUUGAUUAUAAAAAGACAGUGUUGCUUCUA